This is a messenger RNA of Cornus florida, 835 nucleotides long. Its product is annotated as probable calcium-binding protein CML46. Lineage: Eukaryota; Viridiplantae; Streptophyta; Magnoliopsida; Cornales; Cornaceae. The record is from RefSeq and is a predicted model, not a curated record. Gene Ontology annotation, molecular function: calcium ion binding. The coding region runs from base 68 to 655 and encodes 195 amino acids. The transcript has a single exon.
UCUCUCUCUCUCUCUCUCUCUCUCUCUCUCUCUCUCUCUCUGUCUCUCUCUCUCACACACACACACAAUGGAAUGGACACCAACAAAGAACAUCUCAUCUGUACUUCUAUUUUUCUUCAGGAUUCUCUUUUCUCCAGACAUCAAAGUCUAUAACUUUUUCUCGUAUGUCCAGCAUUUCUUCCAAAUUCUGAUGGCAUUUGUCUCCUCCACCAAGUGGAAACUUUGGGCCAACAUAAAAGCCCAAAAAACCGAGCCACUGAACCAGCAGUUUUGCUUUCAGGAGAAGCCCAAUGAGGAGGCCCAACUAUGUAGUAAAGACCUAAAGAUGGUGAUGGACAGCUUGGGCAUAUUUUUAUCUGUAUCUGACGAUUCUGACCCUUGUGGUGACAAGUUUGGAGUGGAUGAGUUAUCAGAACUAUUUGAUGAGGAAGAGCCUAGCUUGGAAGAGUUGAAGGAAACUUUUGAUGUGUUUGAUGAGAACAAAGAUGGGUUCAUAGAUGCAAUAGAGCUGCAGAGAGUUCUCUGCAUUUUGGGCCUCAAGGAAAGAUCAAAAGUGGAGGAUUGCAGAAAGAUGAUUAGUGCAUUUGAUGAAAAUGGUGAUGGAAUCAUUGAUUUUGAUGAGUUUCUGAAAUUUAUGGAGAUAUGUAAUACCUAAAAAUACAUACAUACAUAUACAUACAUACAUACAUAUAUAUAUAUAUAUAUGCAGUACUUGUUAUAUUAAGUCAUGUCUCCUAUCAUAUGUCAGUUUUGCUAGAAAUUGUGAAAAAAUAAUAAUAAUAAUAAUAAAUAAAUAAAUUAGGCUUGACCCUUCUUAAAUAACACGUCUACUUAU